This is a messenger RNA of Cottoperca gobio, 447 nucleotides long. Its product is annotated as macrophage mannose receptor 1-like. The record is from RefSeq and is a predicted model, not a curated record. The annotation marks the transcript as partial. The transcript is spliced from 2 exons. NCBI's taxonomy places the organism in Eukaryota, Metazoa, Chordata, Actinopteri, Perciformes, Bovichtidae.
AUGACCUGGACAGCUGGAGGUGGUCACUGUCAGACAGAAGUUUCUACAGACCCGGAGAGACAGAGUUCAGACUGUGGGGCUCCUGGAGAUCCAGACAACUAUAAAGCGCAAGAACACUGCACAAUGAUUGAUCGUCUGGGACGAUGGAGGGACAUGAGUUGUGAAGAAUCUCAUCCGGCAAUCUGCUUAGAUGUCAGAGGACCGAAUGUGACAUUUGUCUUCAUCAACAUCCCGAUGACAUGGACUGAGGCCCAGAGCUACUGCAGAGCAAACUACAGAGACCUGGCCAGUGUGAGGAACAUGGCAGAGAACCAGAAGAUACAGGAUCUGGUACCUGCUGGGGGCACAGCCUGGAUCGGACUUUCCAGAGACUCCUGGAAGUGGUCGGAUGGAAGUGACUCCACAUUUAGGUUCUGGAGUGCUGGGGAACCUACAACUAAUGGGAAC